UAGAUAGAGAUUUCACUUGUCGUGGUCCAUUUUCUGUCUCUCUUGCAAUGAGGUAGGGAAGGAUAUUUCUACAACAAAGUUUCAUCAAUGGCGAGACAUACCCAUGUGAUCUCUUGAUUUUUCACAAGCUACCGUCCCUCAUUGCUGCACAUCUUCGCCACUCAUUUCAUAUAGCAAAACGGAUAGUAUGUCUUCACCACUCAUUCAAAGAUUUUCCAUAACCCUUGCAUCUUCUAUUUAUACACUGAUGAUUUGAGAUCAGCAAGUCAAGUUUUUUCUUGCCUUGGAUCCAAAACCUUCUCCAUUUCCCAAGUCCUUUGAAUCCUUUUCCGCUUUCUUCAACCAUAAGAAACAUGGGAUUCCGGUUGCCUGGAAUUGUCAAUGCCAAGAAAAGUCUUAUUCACUCUCUAUCUGCUUUUAAGACCUUAGAUGUCCCAAAAGGGUAUCUUGCAGUAUACGUUGGAAAGAAACAGAUGAAGAGAUUUGUGAUUCCAGUAUCAUAUUUGAACCAACCUCUGUUCCUGGAUUUGCUGAGUCAAGCUGAAGAAGAAUAUGGAUAUGAUCAUCCAAUGGGUGGUCUCACAAUUCCUUGCAGUGAGGACACCUUCCUUGAUUGCACUUCCCGCCUCAGUGUGUGA
Argentina anserina (silverweed cinquefoil) is the source of this 638-nucleotide messenger RNA. Its product is annotated as auxin-induced protein 15A-like. The transcript has a single exon. NCBI's taxonomy places the organism in Eukaryota, Viridiplantae, Streptophyta, Magnoliopsida, Rosales, Rosaceae. Gene Ontology annotation, biological process: response to auxin. The coding region runs from base 354 to 638 and encodes 94 amino acids. The record is from RefSeq and is a predicted model, not a curated record.